This is a messenger RNA of Soboliphyme baturini, 639 nucleotides long. The record is from the annotation of a GenBank genome assembly. Lineage: Eukaryota; Metazoa; Nematoda; Enoplea; Dioctophymatida; Soboliphymatidae.
AUGGACUAUUCGGUGACAGAACAAAUACAAUUCCAGGCAUUAGCGGAUUGGACCCAAAAGACUUUGAACAGCGGCAUACAGCUGGUGACGUCAUCACCUACAGAAAAAGAAGUUAAGUGCAGCGGCACCAAUAAUCCGACUCCGUUAUUCGAGUCUGUCGAACACAAGUCUUCGCCCGUUGAGGGUGGUUCCUACUGUUCAGAAGGCGCAGAAGAGGAAGUCCAAGGGGAAGUACGGAAAAGCAAUUGUGACUAUGCCCUCGCGCAACGAAGGAAGAAGAAAACCAGGACAGUGUUUAGCCGCAAUCAAGUUUUCCAGCUGGAAACCAUGUUCGACGUGAAACGCUACCUGUCCAGCGCCGAGCGGGCAAACCUAGCUCACAGCCUGAGACUCACCGAAACGCAGGUGAAGAUUUGGUUUCAGAACCGGCGUAACAAAUGGAAACGCCAAUUGGUGGCAGACCUUGACGUGAACGGUGUUGGUCAGACUCCGUCCACUUUCCUCACGAAUUCUUCAACCCGUAUGACAGGAUUACUGUAUUCGAGGGAAGGUGUUACUUGGCCGAGUGGCAGACCGCUGUCGAUCGUGAUCGAGAACAUCGGCGUUGAUGCACGGGGAUGUGCCAACGACGAGAAAUAG